This is a messenger RNA of Caenorhabditis elegans, 7315 nucleotides long. It is a transcript of the gene dock-11, whose product is annotated as PH domain-containing protein. Gene Ontology annotation, molecular function: guanyl-nucleotide exchange factor activity. Gene Ontology annotation, biological process: small GTPase-mediated signal transduction. The coding region runs from base 8 to 7024 and encodes 2338 amino acids. The record is from RefSeq and is marked reviewed. NCBI's taxonomy places the organism in Eukaryota, Metazoa, Nematoda, Chromadorea, Rhabditida, Rhabditidae. The transcript has 29 exons.
AGAUGAAAUGAGAUCAUCAACAGCUCGAAGCGGCUCUCAAUCAACAGAUGACCGCCGAUCGGUGGUCUCGGGAAAUUCCGGCUCCGCUUCAACGAUUAUAGCGGACAGUCUGGCUUCUGGGAAGACCGCCACGUCACAGCUCAGAAAAUUCACCGCCGGGGUUGGACGUCCAGGACUAGCACGUGAAGCUCGUGACGCCGUAAGAGCAGCUCUUGUUGCUCAAAACCCGCUGAGAAAAGAACCGAUCAGCGAGCCUGUCAACUAUGAGAAAUUCAUCAACGAACGGAGCAUUCAACUAGAAAAUGAUCCUCAACGAGAGAUUGUGCUUUUUCCAAGAGACGAUAUUGAAGAAUCCUCUACUCAACAGACAUGCGAAACAGCAGUUCCAAUGGUGAAGCCGAACGAUAUAAAACAGGCGAAAUGGCUUCUGACACGAGAAGCUCUGCGAUUUUAUACCACCGCUCAUCGAUCGAUUGUGUUCAACUAUUCGAAGUUUUCAGGCGAUUAUUCGGCGAAUAAUACAUCUUCUGCAAUCGAAAACGAGACCCUCUCUUCAUUGGUUUUCGAGUCGGAUAUGGCUUUAGAAGACGAACGAGCCGCAUUUGGAGCAUCUUCGAACGGAGCAGUUGGUGUUGUAAAGGAGGGAAAUCUGAAUGUGCUCAAAUCGGAUCCGCCGACACUUUUUGAUAAUUUAAAGUCAUCCUCCGCAAAACGUCGUUACUGUAUUCUCCGACGCCAUGAAGGUGGUGAAUGUACCUUUGAAAUCCGAAAAACCGCACAAGAAGCUCCAAAAAUGCUCCCGCUGAAAGUCUCAGCGGCUCAAAUAAAAUCGACGAAAAAAGGAAAAACUGUGCUGGAAAUACGUGGAAGUGACGCGGAUAAAGCGGCAAUUUUAUUGGAGAGUGAAGAGACGCAGAUGUUGGAAGAAUGGCUUGUAGCAUUACAUACAGCUAUUGCUUUGGCUAAUAAGGAAGACGCAAUAUCAAUAUGCUCGGAACUCGACACAAAAGGCACCGGAUCGAAGCUUCUGGAUGUCAACGCGGCUGCCACGUCAUCAUCCACCUCGGUGGGUGGUGGAAGAUCAAAAGGAGCCGACACGGAGAGUAUUGGAUCAGAAGAUAGCUCAAAUUCUCGUACCAGCGAAAUGCAACCAUGGCGUGGCCGAAAUUCCGCCGCCCGAGCUCUUCAGCCACCAAUUGUCGACCGUCGGAACAUGUUCUCAUUGUAUUAUCGUCUCCAGCCUCUUCCACAAUCUCCACACGAAUCGUCCACAAUUUUGCCGGGAAACUCCUCGAAACGUGGCUCAGCAGAUGCUCCAAUUUUCAGCUCAAUGUCGCCGGUUAAAAUGCGAAAAACCAGUGGCUCACUGAAGCGAAAUGGUGCUCAGAGCUCCCUGAUCAGCUCCACCGGAACCCCAUUUCUCAUCUCUCUAGACUUCCACGGACUCCAUCUCCGUCUACCAAAUCUCAGUGGAGUUCUCCAACAAAUUGAGCCAUUUUUCGUCAGAUUCUUUGUUUUUGACGCACUGGAAGCUCGCCGAGCAUGCGAAGAAUUUCAGAUUCUUGUCAAUGGUGAUGAGCUUCAUCUCACUGAGCCUGUGUUUGAUUCGAGCUGUAAAGUUAAUGGAAUUCGUAGAUCACUGCUAGUAGAUCGAGCAGCUUCGCGGGCUCUUUUGCAAUUACCACCGACUACUGUGAAUCAUAGAGAUUUGUGGAUUGUUUGUCGCGUUGAUCGGAUUCUGUCAGCGGAUACUGCUGCAGAAUUGUACAUGAAUUCCAGAUCCUCCUCCGACCCAAAAGCCGUCGCAAAGCUUCAAAAGACAGUUUCAAUGUCACUGACCCGCCUCGCAGGACAUCGACAACGAUUCGCAUGGACAGCUAAACCACUAUUCCCUGAACUUCGGAGCAAUGACUCAUCAACGAUCAGCUCGACGACGUCUCCGAUGCUUUCUUCAUCAACUUCAACACUAUCUGGAUGGUCAAAAAGUGGAGCAGAUGCUCUUCAAUUGUACAGAUGUGAAGGAAAUCGAUAUAGUGAUGGAGAUUUACAGAAGAAUCUGAUGGAAUUUAAUAAAUUGGAGAGGCAGAGCAAAAUGAUUAUUCCGAAUGCGACGGUUUCGGUUUCGGUGAACACUAGAGCCAGUGUUAUUGAUUAUUUGAAUCGCGUUAACCCGUCCCUCUACCCACUGAAUCCCUGGAAACCAGAAGAUCCAUCAAUGACACCGCCCGUCUUUCAGCUUCAAUCAUUCGGAGAUCAACCAUCUCAACCACAUACAUCACUCACAAAUCUUCUCUACAUUUAUCCGUUGGCACUGAAAUACGACUCACAAAAAGCCUUCUCAAAAGCUCGCAACAUCUCGUGCACAGUAAGAUUUGUCCGUGGAGAAGAGGCGAUUCCAGAGAAGGCAAUGGUAGAUCGAAUGUCCGCUGCAGGACCCUACUGUAUCUCUUCUACAUGUGCAGUUCAACACCAUCAACAGAAUCCUGUAUUCGGAGAAGAGAUGAAAGCUCAGCUGCCACUCAAUCUAACAACAUCUGAUCAUCUUUUAUUCUCGUUCUCUCAUAUCUCAGUAGCCGGCAAUUCAAAUCUCAAAGCUUCGGAGUCAACGGAGACACCGAUCGGAUACUCUUGGUUACCGUUGGUCUGGAAGAAGGAUCGACUUGUGAUGGAGAAUGAUGAACAGGAAUUUGCACUGCCUGUGGCGAUUGAUUUGCCACCGAAUUACUAUCGAUCGAAGCCGACGGGAAUGGGAAAAGGGGACGAAACCCUCUCAGAAGUCCGCUGGGUUGACCAAAAGCCUCUAUUCCGUGUUCGUCUCCGCCUGGUCUCUUCCGUAUUCACCACUGACGCGAAGCUUCAGACAUUCUUCCAGGCAUGCGAUCGGCUCUCCGCUAAGGGAAUCAUCGGAGACGCUGCGGAUAGUUUGAAGAGAAUGGUCAAGUCGAAAUCGUCAUCUCCACCGUCUGAUCUUCUCCACCAUCCACGGUCCUGCUCUCCGAUCGCUGAUUCUCUGCAAAGAUCCCAUUCACUAGAGGAUCCGGAUCAGAACCCGCACAUGAAGCACCUUCUGCAGAGCAUACGUCUCCUAUCCGAUGUUCCGUUCGAUCGUCUGCUUGUCUACCUCCCGAUUGUGCUCGGUCGCCUGUUCGCAAUUCUCCCGCAAGCACCCACUGAACAGCUCGCAAUUGCAACUUUGAGAUCGAUAAUCUCGAUUUGCGACAUGUGUUGUCAAAAUGGAAAACCGCAAGUCGUCCGACGAUUCGUCAAAUCACAUUUCUCGGAUUCGGUGGCUCGUGAGCAAUUUGUGUCACACGAGACGACGAUCUACUCGGCCAUUUGCAGGCAUUUGCCGACACUGAUGCGAGAGCUACAAUCGGAGCCCGAGCAGCUCGCCCAACUCUACCUUCAACUCUGGGUGCUCACCGACGCCGUCAUCAAGUCGAUGGCACAGACAAUGUGCUCCGAGCAGCUCAAUAAGACCUCCCAACGGGAUCGCUUUCCGCAAGAAAUUCUCGAACAAAUGGGACAAGUACUCGAAGUCGGUGUACCGCAAAUUGUGCUGAAACACAAGGAAAUGCGAGAGGAGAGUCGGUGUGCGAACCUGGCGUUGGCAUAUUUUACGAGGUUCGCGAUGAGUUUUGUGGAUCGAGGCGUCGUAUUCCGGUGGAUUCACUUCUACAUUUCGCGGCUCGACGACACGGAUUAUCGAGCUCUUCGCGACUAUAAGACGGACCUUCUGGAAAUUUUAUGCCUUCACGAACACCAUGUGCCUUUGAAUUUGCCCGUUUUAAUUAAUGCGGCCGCUCAGAUUCAACGGUUGAACUACUCGGGCGGUGUGGUUGACACACAGAUGCAGACGACUAAUGCAAGUGGGAGUGGAUUCCUGUCACGUUUCUUCAAUCAAAUAUUCAACACGCCGACGCUGGAAACCAACGAGACUGAUCGUUACGCCUCAUGCUCGGGAGAAUGGCAUCUGAGCCCCGCUUUUGCACAGAAUCACUUUAUCGUCGGCCUGCUCAUGCAGGAGCUCGUCGCGUGUAUACGGGAGACGAAGGACUACCGAAAACGGCCGAUCUCUUUGUUGAGAAAUCUGUUGGCCAAGCAUUCGUUUGAUAAGAGAUAUGGUGAUAUGACAAUUCAACGCCGAAUCGCGAUGCUCUACGCCCCAGUGCUCACAUUUGCACUCGAUCAUCUUCACGAAUUCGAUUCUGAGGAUAUCGAUGACGUGGAUGCCACACCCACAGGCUACCGUAGUUUUCCCACUUCGGGAGGACCACUUCCACCAUCAAGCAGCACAACGAAGACCCUUUCCAAGUGGAGAACCGUGAAUCGAUAUACGGAUGUGCAACAAUUCUCACGGGGAAGCCCGAUACGAACGUCAAGCCCAGUGCCUUCCACGCAGACGACGCCUUCCAGGCCACCGCAGAUGCCUCCACCGCCGCCUGCGAGUGGAAAGACAAUUCCACCUCCACCAUCGUCGUCGACACCUCUUGUGGAGAAACUGACCGAAGAUGAGAUUCAGGACAUUUUGAUAUGCUGUGUAUUCAUACUUCAACGAAUGCCUAAACGAAUUCUUGCGGCUCUUUGGACAGAAAAUGAUGGAGCAAAUGCGGAGAAAAUGAUACGGCUUUUGGAGUUGAUUGUCGACGUUUUUAGAUACCGUGGAAAAGAGCACGCGUUGCGUCGAACCGCUGCCAACUCGAAAACGCGAUCCUUGUUCACGCUGAACUUGCCGUCGAGAAUCUCGUCGGGCUCCACACCGAAUCGAAUAUCCGCUGAAAUGAUGAUGGCCGCCGGUGCAGGCGAGGAUGAUCCGAAUUCCUCAGGCACCACCAAUCCGAUCCCAUUCCGUGUGCUCCAGCUCGUCAAUCUCUCACAAGAAGUCGCCCUAAUCGUGCUCGACGUGGCUCAAACCUUUGCUCAUCAGCUCGCCUCCUCCCAACGACACCGUCACUGUCCACAAUCGGAUGCUCUUUUCCACUCCCUACUCGCUCUUCAUCUCCGAUUGGCCGAUGAGCAUUGGAGUGAGACUGUCCGUUUGCAUGUGAUCGCCGGACUCGCUCUCUUCGUCAAUCUAUUCCGUGCGAGGCUUUUCGAAGGAGGACCACUGGAGCCGUUGUACAUGCUCAUUGAGAAAGUGCUCAUUCAGAUGGCUUCGCGUCUUCCAGCUGUACAGGCAGCAGCUGCUGCCCUUCUCCAGCUGAUUCUCCGGAACGGAUAUGAGGUUGCUCAGGGAUACUUUGCGAGUCAAGUUCUCGCGCAAAGUGUGUCUCCUUCGAGCUCCAAGAUCAAUCAACAGGCUGCAACGAGGAAAGGUGUCUCCAGUGAACGACUCGGUCGGCCUGGAAGUCAGACUGGGGUCGCGUUGGCUCGACUGCUAGGAUUCCAGUCUGUCUUGUCGAAUUCCGCUGCAUUCGAGCGAGGCCUCGCUGCAGUUGAGGCUCUUGUGGAUACACGAAAAGCCACUUCAUUCGAUUUGGCUGUGCUUGACCUGCUUCGUCAGCUCCGAGGAGUGAUGACAGCUACCGUUGCACUCAAAGACGCGGCGAAUGAUCCGAUUCGCCUUGCCGAUCUGCAUUUACAGCUUGCAGACAGCUAUCGAGGAAGUGCGGCGUUGAGAAGUGCGUGGUUCGAUACACUGGCUGAGAUCUACGAACAGGAUCGAUGGUUUGCCGAAGCGUCAGUGUGUCACGCGCAUUCGGUGGCGAUUAUUGCCCGGGAAUUGGAGGAAAGGAAGGAGCUUGAAGUCGACUGGCGUGUCUUCGAUUGGAUCAACAAUCGCAUCGCCGAAACGGAACAAUCACAGGGCGGCGAUGCUGGCAGCGUUCAGCCAGCCGGCUUCACCACCGACAAUCUUGGUGCAAAAAUCGAUAAGACCGCGGCUGCGUUGAUGCUCGCCGAGCGUUUUGAGGCGGUCGGACCGCUUUACCGGCUGAUUGUGCCUGUCUUGGAGAAGAAUAUGAAUUUUACGUCGCUGGUCAGUGUGUACGCGGAGCUUCAACAAACGUACAGUCGAGCCGCCGAGGUGCGAAGUAGUGGAAAACGACACUUGGGCGCCUAUUUCAGAGUUCGAUUCAACGGAGAACGGCAUUUUGGCUCGGAACACAACACUGACUGGAUUUAUCGUGAAGCUGGCCUCACAUCACUUGCCGCCUUUGCUCUCGAGAUUAAGGAAAAAUGUCAACGACAAGUGGGCCACGAUCGGGUCCAAAUUGAGGCAAACGAGCAAUUGGAUUUGUCGAAAAUCGAUCCGACAGUAGCAUAUGUACAGAUUACGCAUGUUGAACCAUCUAUACCUGCCGCAGCUGGAAUUGCCGAUCAACACCGAAACGACUUCCUCGUGCACACAAAUCUCUCUGAAUUCUCGUACGAGUGUGCAACAAUUGAAAACGAACGAAAAGUGUCAAAAGAGCCGGCAAUUCAUGAGCAAUGUCUCAAACGAACUGUUCUCCGAGUAUCUCCAUCCCCGGUUUCUGAAGAUUCUCGAGCUGCCACCGGUUUCCCGGCAACUAGGCGUCGGCUUCCCGUUAUUUCAGUGCACUUUGAACAGUUCUCACCGCUGGAAUUCGCUUGUCAGAAGCUUAAUACGAAAGCCGAACAAAUUAGAAAAACGCUGAAUGCGGCGUCAAAUGGACGACAAUUGGAUGUCAAGGGGCUGCAGCUCUUGUUACAGGGUGCCGUGUUACCGACAGUCAACGCCGGACCGCUCGCCUACGCAGAAGUGUUCACGAAAGAAGAACAACGAGAAAGAUAUGGAGACGAUGGGCUUGUCAAGUUGAGAGAGUCGUUUAGAAACCUGAUGAACUCUUGUCAAUUGGCAAUUGAAGCAAAUGCAUCGGCAAUCGGAAGUGAUCAACAGACGUAUCAUGAAGUUCUUGUUUCCUCAUUUGACGCAAUGCAUGAACGACUUCAAACGUUCUUUGGAGCAUCUCUACGCGGAAGCCUCGAACCUGAUGGAUCUUCACAAUUCCCGCCACGUUCCGCAAUGCACAUAUUGGAUAUGAUGGGCGGAGUCAGAAAUUGAAUAUGUAUUUAUUGAUUAUUGAUUAUUAUUUCUAGCAUUUUUAUUGAUUUAUUGAGCUUUUCCCAGAUUUCCCCCACCCCCCAACAACAAAUGACUGAAAACAUUAAACUUUCAGUCAAUUUUUAACUUUAACUUUUCGCAUUUACUUCUCCCUUUUCCCCAGUUUUCUCUCUCUCGCUUUUUAUGGGUAAUUUCUACUUUUUUCGGCUAUUUUCUUGUCUCGCAGCUUUGUUCGUUGUGAAGCUAUACAACAUUCCAAGGAAUUUAAAUGAAUGAAAUUUCGAACUUUUU